AGCGCAKUGCAGACUUCAUGCACACAAAAUGAACAAACUGCGUGAAAGGCUCUGAGGCAAGGGUAUGAAGUCGGAUUAUAAAAUCGAAGCUCCAAAGAAACACAGCCAAGAAAAGGUGUUUCGUGCCAUCACGGAUGUCUACCGAGAUGAAGGAGUGAAACCGACUUCACACCAAGAGGGCCUUGCCACUCCGGUGGAGAGGGCUGAGAGACUGCUGAAGGGUAGAGCUGAAGGGGGAGACAAGCAGGCCCUUUUCCUGCUGGGACAGCUGUACUAUUAUGAGGGACGCUAUGAGGAGGCAGAGAGAGUCUUUGACGGCCUUAAGGACAGCGACCCCAGAGCCCUCUUCCAGCUAGCUGUCAUGUAUUAUGAUGGCCUGGGCACUGCUAUGGAUCAAGCAAGGGCAGUGGKCUACAUGAGGAGAGUAGUCCAGUGGAACAGCCCAGAGGCAGGCUCCAUCAGAUACACUGCUCUGUAUCACAUUGGCAUAGCCUACCUGGAGGGCUAUGGGGUCCAGCAGUCCAAUACAGAAGCAGAAAGUUACUGGCUCCUUGCUGCUAAUGAGGGAAACCCCAAAGCCUGUGUAAAAGCUCAGAGUUCUCUGGGUAUGUUCUACUCUAGACCUGAGACACAGGACCUCAAAAGGGCGUUCUUCUGGCACUCAGAGGCCUGUGGCAAUGGCAGUCUGGAGUCCCAGGGCGCACUGGGGAUCAUGUACUUGUAUGGUCAGGGCAUCCAGCAGGACCCCAAGGCUGCCAUUGAGUGCCUGAAGGAAGCGGCUGAGCGGGGGAAUGUGUACGCCCAGGCCCACCUGGCUGCCUACUACUACCACAGGAAGCUCUACUCCAGAGCAGCAGCCCUUGCCAAAAGGAUUACCAAUUACGAUGACAUUGCUGCCAUCGCCAUGGUCACCGACUGCCUGCCUGAAUACGUCAUUAAGGGCGUGGCCAUUGCUCUUUUCUACUACGCCCGCUGUCUGGAACUGGGAAAGGGGGUUKCUCAGAGCAAGGAGAAGGCCUGGCACUACUUCACUAAGGCUGCUCGGCUAAACCCAGAWGUGUGCCAGGACCUCCAGAGGGACAUCAUCUUUAGCAGAAUGUAGAGAUCCACCAUCAUGACCUUAGUUAGGGAGUCCAGAUAGGUAAUCUCAAAGCAACAGAGGAGACUGCUGAGUAAAUAACAUCAGACCUGAAUGCUUUGUGUUCAGUGUGUGGGUUUGGUAUGGAUAGGAGUACGGCGAUUGUGUGCCCAGUGUAACAACUGUUUAAUAACUACAGAUUCCACACAUUACAACAGUGUUACCGGUACUACUCUGCAUGAACUUGGGGUCCUUGAAUUCAGAUGAACCAGGAGGCUCUUGAAAUCAGAUGCAAUUUAUAUACAUUUGUAGCAUCCAAGUUCAGAUGGUUUCAAUUUCAUACAAUUUUGAG
This is a messenger RNA of Salvelinus sp. IW2-2015, 1430 nucleotides long. It is a transcript of the gene lrp2bp, whose product is annotated as LRP2 binding protein. Gene Ontology annotation, molecular function: protein binding. The record is from RefSeq and is a predicted model, not a curated record. NCBI's taxonomy places the organism in Eukaryota, Metazoa, Chordata, Actinopteri, Salmoniformes, Salmonidae.